Messenger RNA from Closterium sp. NIES-65, 1029 nucleotides. The record is from the annotation of a GenBank genome assembly. NCBI's taxonomy places the organism in Eukaryota, Viridiplantae, Streptophyta, Zygnematophyceae, Desmidiales, Closteriaceae.
AUGUUCCCUUCCUCUUGCCUGUACUUCCCUGUCGACCUUCUCUGGCCUCCCGCCUCCCCGCGCAGUGGGGGUUUCGUCGCCAUCGGCGCCAGCGCGCCUCCCACCUCCCCGUGCAGUGGGGGAUUCGUCACCAUCGGCGCCAGCGCGCCUCCCGCUUCCCCGCGCAGUGGGGGAUUCGUCGCCAUCGGCGCCAGCGCGCCUCCCCCCUCCCCGCGCAGUGGGGGAUUCGUCGCCAUCGGCGCCAGCGCGCCUCCCGCCUCCCCGCGCAGUGGGGGAUUCGUCGCCAUCGGCGCCAGCGCGCCUCCCGCCUCCCCGCGCAGUGGGGGAUUCGUCGCCAUCGGCGCCAGCGCGCCUCCCGCCUCCCCGCGCAGUGGGGAAUUCGUCGCCCUCGGCGCCAGCGCGCCUCCCGCCUCCCCGCGCAGUGGGAGAUUCGUCGCCGUCGACGCCAGCGCGCCUCCCGCCUCCCCGCGCAGUGGGGGAUUCGUUGCCAUUAGCGCCAGCGCGCCUCCCGCCUCCCCGCGCAGUGGGGGAUUCGUCGCCGUCGACGCCAGCGCGCCUCCCGCCUCCCCGCGCAGUAGGGGAUUCGUCGCCAUCGGCGCCAGCGCGCCUCCCGCCUCCCCGCGCAGUGGGGGAUUUGUUGCCCUCAGCGCCAGCGCGCCUCCCGCCUCCCCGCGCAGUGGGGGAUUCGUCGCCGUCGACGCCAGCGCGCCUCCCGCCUCCCCGCGCAGUAGGGGAUUCGUCGCCAUCGGCGCCAGCGCGCCUCCCGCCUCCCCGCGCAGUGGGGGAUUCGUCGCCAUCGGCGCCAGUGCGCCUCCCGCCUCCCCGCGCAGUGGGGGAUUCGUCGCCAUCGGCGCCAGCGCGCCUCCCGCCUCCCCGCGCAGUGGGGGAUCCGUCGAGCUCUUCUUCGCCGUUAUCACUCGGCGCAUCCAUGUCCACAUCAUCAUCAUGGUGACGCUCGUCUCCCUUUCCGCGCCGGCCUCCUGCCAGAUCCCACGGAUCGCUGGUGGCAGGCCGCCUUCCCGGCUCUGA